AUGAACGACACGACAGACGGUGUAGGUGGCGGCGGUUACGGGACGGCGGUGGCGGGCCAGCCGAUGAUUUACGCGACCGUCGUAGGCGGCUACGAUCAGCUGCAAACAUCUAAGGGGACUAAGUCGGUGGCGAUAGCGGUCGACGAAAUAGAAUCGGCCGAAGGUGACGGCGGUGACAAGCCUUUCGACGAGUCCAAAAUGAUCAAAGUGAGCUCGUUAAACGAGGAUACGUGCCCGGGCAAGGAACAACCGCUCGUGGAAGGGGCGCCGGACGCGGCUCAAAACUCGGAUCGCGUCCUUCUCCCAGUGAAGUCCGGCGGCGCCAUCUUCCGGCCGACCGCGUCAAUGCAGAUGUUGUCCGUGCUGCUCCCAUUGUCGGUCCCCGUCUUAUUAGCCCUUUGUUCGCGCCACUAA
This is a messenger RNA of Cinara cedri, 414 nucleotides long. NCBI's taxonomy places the organism in Eukaryota, Metazoa, Arthropoda, Insecta, Hemiptera, Aphididae. The record is from the annotation of a GenBank genome assembly.